AUGGCGGAUGAAUAUCUCGACAAUUGCCUGCCGAUCGAGGUAAAUGACGAUAACGCGUUCAAAGAGAAGACGAGAAUAGCAGAAGUCGCAGCUACCACGCUGUGCAGGCUGAAUAGCAUAAUGAAGCAGAUGCAAGACUGGCGGGACGAUCGUACGAAAUUACGAUCCAACAUUUGGCGGUUGAAGUUAGCUUUACGCGUGGCUGCUAGAGAAACCGACGACACCGUGCACGCUGUCCCAUUGAUCGAGCAUCAAAGAGCAGAAAUCAAACGGCUAGAAACGACCAACAAAGAGCUGAGGAAAGAAAUCGCCGACAUUAAAUCGGCGUUGCUCGGGCAGUUAGUCGGCGUCGCGCAGGGAACCGGUUGGAAAUCCGACGACAAACUCGUGGAAGUUAAGCAGAAGUAUUUGGUGGAGAGAGAACGUUUGAACAACGAGAUUCAGUAUCUGAAAAGUCGGCUGAACGAGGUCGAAGAGGGUCACGAACACAGCUCAGAAGUGGAACACUUAAAAUGCAAGCUGAAGCAUUUCAUGAUGGUCGACUACACUAUGGAGAUCAUAUUCACCGAUAUAGUUAACAAAGUCGCCGAGACAAUAGCGAAUCUGUCCGAGGAGCUGGUGAACGUAAACGAUCGCUUGCACAGAUCGCGAGUGAUCAACAAUAAUUUGUACGUGGAGAUCGAUAAACUGAGAGCGGUGAUACGGCACAAGAGUGGCAAUCCAAUGGACUAUCAGAAGAGGAUCAUCGAGCUGGACAAUCUGACGAAACGUUUGAAGAUGGAAUUAAACAAAUUGAAAGUUAACUUCGACGGUAGUUCGUGGAACGUGAGCAAGAAUUGUCAGGAUAACAUCGACAACGUCGAACGAUUGGCGAAAGACUUGAAGAAUAAAUUGAGAAACGACCACGAAGCGCUGCUUGCUGGUGGCGAUCCGGAUUGCUUGAAAUACGUACAAAAGAUCAUCGAGCUGAGCGUUAAUUUGAAACAGCUGCACGUUGAACUUGCGAGAUUUACUGACGAGCUGGGCUCUUCCAGUCGAGUGGAAAUAACGAAGUCUAAUAACAAGCAUUUGGAGCAACUUUCGACUUUGGAGACGACUUUAAAGGAGAUCAACGUCGAAAUCGAUAAGUUAAAGAACAAUCACGUAAAGAAGCAUUACAGAAUCGACGGCGGCGAUGGCCUGGAAUACUUGAAUAAAAUAGAGGAGCUCGAGGCGAUCAUCGAGGAAGCACGAUCGACGAUGAACGGAUUGAAUCGUCGUGCGGAAGGAAAUUCAAACGAGUCGAAGGACAUUGAAAAAUUGGAAGAUUUCGUCGGUAGAAUGUGUCACGAGAUCAAGCAGUUAGAAGUGAUCGUCGUAUCCAACGAUCGUCUAAGUAUAUUCAAGAGGAUCGAACAGCUAGAGGGAUUGAUCGUUCGAUUAAGGUUAGAAUUGGCCGAGAGGAACGACCGCGUGAACGUUCUCGAGCGAGAGCUGCUCGAUACUGAAAAUUUGCUGGAACAGAGGAUAAAAGAAUUGGAGGACACGCAGAGGGAGAUUGUCAUUCUAGCGGAAGAGAACAAAGUUUUGAAAGAGAAAACAAGAAUGAUAGAGGGGAGAGCGUUGGAGAUGCAGCGUGACCAGGAAGAUUCAAGGAAGGAGCUGGAACAGUUGCAACAGGUGAAAUGCGAGGCGAGUUUAACGAGAAAGAAAUUACAAAAUCUUCAGGACGAUAAGGAAGGAUUGUUGAAGGAAAUGGGAAAAAUUCGUGACACUCUGCUAAAGAAAAACGACGAAGCGGCGAACGCUCUUAUCGAGAGAAACACGAUGGAGGGGGCGUUAAACGCGAAGAUCGCGGACCUGACGCGGAACCUUCAAAUUACCUCGAAGGAGAAAGAAAAAUUACAAAACAAGGUAAACGAAUUAGAACGAGCCGAGUGUAAACGGGAAACGAUCAUCACCAAGAAAGAAAAUGAGAAUGCGAAACGCUCACGGGAAACGUCAGAGAAAAUGAAGGUUGAACUACAGCAACUGAAAGUGAGCCUAACGAUAUCGAGGAACAGGCUCGAGAGCGCGAAUCGCGAAAUUACCGAUCUAAAAAUGAAACUAGAACAUUUCGUCGAUGAUAAAACGCGGCUGGAGGAGAAUGUUUUUCACCUGGAAUCGGACAAAGAGGCGCUCGUGUAUCAACUAGCAGCCGAGAAAACUACCGCCGAGGAACGAUUGAAGGAGCUCAAUAAGUUGAAGGCGGAUUACAACGAAUUAGAUCUCGAAAGGGUGAAUCUCAAGUAUGAAAAGGAACAACUGAACACGAAUUUGACGAAUAUAAGGGUCGAGAAGGAACUGCUGGAGGAAUCCGUGAGGCACGUCCACGCCAAGUGUUCCGUGCUCGAGGACGAAAUUGAUAAAUACGCUUGUGAACGGGACAAUCUACUCGAGGAGAUCAGAAACUUUCAAAUGAGCAACGAGCAUUUAAGUAACAAGUUGGAAAAUACGCAAACGGAAUUGGACGGCGCCGGGGAUAAAAUAAAACGAUUAGAAUUCGAGAAUUCGAAAUUGCAGGACGAUAUGAGCGAACUGGCUUUAAAGAAUGUCAGCUUCGAGGACCAGGUUCAAACGAUUCUAUCGGAGAAGAAUCGACUUGUCACGUGCGUUAACGAACUGGAAAAUAAGAAUACCACGUUGAAGGGUGAACUUGACGAAGUUAAAACGGCGAGCGAACACUCCAAUGUCGAAUUAAAUAAAUUAAAAAUGGAUUACAGUAAAAUAAGAUCGGAAAACACGACUUUGCAAGUCACCCUUGACGAGGUGACACAGAGUAACGAGACGUUGAAGAAAGCCAGCGAGGAACUGAAUCUGAAGCUGAAUGAAAUUCACAGCGAGUGCAGAAUAUUGGAGAACCAACUAAAAAUUUUAGAGAUAAUGAACGCCACGUUGAAGAAGGAGAAAGAAUUGUUAGAACAAGAAUACGUGAGCAGUUUGCGACCCAAAAUCUGCAAGAUCGAAAGAGACGAAGCCGUGACAAACAGCAAGUCGACUUUCAGCGAACAAAACGGACAAGUUAUCGAACGUGUAGCAGAAAAACGGAAAACAGUCAAUGGCAAAUCUGAAAAAUACCCGACUGACAAAACAAAAUUAAUGAAAGCGAAAGAAGAGUUGAAGAGAAUGAUAAUAGAAAACGAAUCGUUAAAAUUCGAGAUGUUAAACCUGAAAAGCCAAAAUUUCGAGAUUAAAAUGCAACUGGCUCGAAUAAAGGACGAACUUCAAAAGCAGACGGUCGUGUUAAUAGAAGACAAGACGAGUGAAUUCGCGAUCAGGCCAAUUUCUAAUAAGCUAGAGAUGAAUCUUUAUUAUAAAGAAAUCGAUAGUUAUUCGAGUCAUGGCGUGAAUAACGUAGGCGCGCUAGCACAUAUCGGCCAAUCAAACAUGUAUCCUUACGGCAGAUCGGUAACAGAAAAAGAGAUCGGAAUCGGGAAAUUAAUAGAGAUCAUGAAUAAACUAAAAGUAGAGAACGUUUCCCUCAAAACGGAGAUAAAUUCUCUGAGGUUCAGCUUGGUUGCCAAUUUCACGAAGGACGAGAAAAAGAAGGAUAAGAUACGGGUUGCAGAUGAAGAAAUUCAUGCAUUGAAAGCGGAACUGACGAAAUUAAGAGACGAAAAAGAGUCUAUACGAGUUCGAUUGGAUACUGCCAACUCGAAAUUGGAUCGAUUAGAGUCUGAAAAGAUUGCCUUAAAGGAUGAAUUGUAUACCUUGAGGAAAAUCAAUUCCGAUUUGAAACACAAGGCAAGCGAAUUGCAGUAUGCUUAUCAAAAGUUGAAAGAGAAAAGUUUGGGACUCGAGAGAUAUAUUAUGAAAGCGAUUAAAAAAAUAAAGAAAUAUACAAGUACGGAUAGUCUGGACAAUCCAAACGAUGAGUUAAAGAUACUUUUGAAGAAGUGA
Messenger RNA from Frieseomelitta varia, 3918 nucleotides. Its product is annotated as spindle pole body component 110-like. NCBI's taxonomy places the organism in Eukaryota, Metazoa, Arthropoda, Insecta, Hymenoptera, Apidae. Bases 1 to 3918 code for a protein of 1305 amino acids. The transcript is spliced from 2 exons. The record is from RefSeq and is a predicted model, not a curated record.